AUGGAUUGUGAUGUCAUGCGUAUUCCGGGAAAUCUCUAUACCCCUCCUAUGUAAAUUUUCCGGUCUUGAAAAGCAGAAAAUCGUAAAAUGGUCGUAAACAUCCCUAAAAAUCGGUGACAACGUGGUAAAGUGACUACGUGAAGAAAUGGUCAUGACAUAACCAGAUGUGUUGCGCUAGAUUCUCCUUAAAACUCAACAAUCGAAACCAAAACAUGAAAGAGCGGCUCGCCCUGUCAAUUUUCCAAAAGCUCUUUACCUCACAGUGUGCAGUUUACAAUAACGAAAAGUCGAAAAAUGAUAUCAUUGCCCGAGAUGCUCCAAAUGCUCUAAAUAGCGAUUCAAUUCUUAUAUAACCUCAAAACUAUUUUGACAGACUGUUGGAAAUUCACCCCGUUAUUUAUAAAAAAUGACACCUAAUAUUUUAAAAAGCAGUUUGGAGAAUGCUUCUUUUAGUAUUAUAUUCCAGAUAGUAUGUCGCGGCGUAACAUUCCUGUUAAAUGCCUUUACGGUGCGACAUGUAGGUCAGGACGUACUGGGAGUAAUGAACGUUCGAUUGUUAUUGCUAGAAUCGAUAAUUCUAUCUAUGUUAAAAGAACCAUUUUUCAAAGCUUGUUUGACGAAUACAGCUGAGCACAAUUGGGCUCAAGUUGUGAAUCUAUUAUGGCUGACAGUACCACUGUGUAGCCUUUUUUCGCUUUUUCUCGGAUAUAUCUGGCUUUCCGUUUUGACAACAGACGAAGAAUUGCCAGCAUAUUACACAUUUGCUGUUUGGGCAGUCGCAGCAUCUUGUGUGAUUGAAUUAUCUUCGCUUGUUGUUCAACUAGUUUCCAGUGCAUUUCUAUUCGUGAGAUUAAGAAUAGUUCUAGAUUCAAUUAUGAUCGCAAUUCGAACUCUGACAUUCGUUUGCUUCAUAAUUUACAAUCCAGAAUACGCAUUACUGGCAUUUGGAGUAGCCCAGUUAGUGGCAGCAAUAUUUUACACUACGAGUCACUAUCUCUACUUCCAAUAUUAUAUUAAAAGUUUGAGAAAAGAAAAAAGUAAGUUGAGGAGGAGGAUGUCCGUGAAUGAAAAUGAAGAAGAGUACGUCUUAUCUGAAUUCCCAUUCAGAGAUUUAAAGGACUUUUUACCUGGUCAUCUUGAGAAUAACGAAAGUGAUGCGUUUGGGAAACUGCGCGGACUCACAUGGAGCUUUUUCCUGCAAAGCAUUUUGAAAUUAAUAUUAACCGAGGGCGAAAGACUGAUCAUGACCAUGUCUUCUCUACUCACAUUUAAACAGCAGGGAGCAUAUGAACUAGUCAAUAACUUGGGCUCCUUAGCAGCUAGAUUUAUUUUUCGUCCCAUCGAGGACAGUUCUUAUUUCUACUUUACUCAAAUGGUCAAGCGAGAUAAAUCAUUAAACGAGCAACAUCCAGGAAAAGUACAAGAAAGCGUCAACGUUUUGAUGCAUCUUUGCUCUACAGUCGCCUCCAUAGGUUUGAUCGUGUUAGUCUUUGGCCAAUCCUAUUCGUCGCUAUUACUCUGGCUGUAUGGCGGUUCUAAAUUAAUUGAUGAAUCGUUGCCCGUUUUCUUACUGAGGACGCACUGCUUGGCCGUUUUUUUAUUAGGAAUUAAUGGAGUUACAGAGUGCUAUACAAAUGCUACUGCUGACAGUAAAACUAUCAAUAAGAACAGCAGUUACAUGAUUGGGGAAUCAAUCAUUUUCGUGGUUGUUUCCUGCGCCUUUGUCAAUUGGUUCGGGCCAGUAGGAUUUAUAUUCGGCAACUGUGUCAAUAUGGGACUGAGAAUUAUUCUCUCGAUUUCAUUCAUUAAUAAGAGGCACGCAGAGACAAAUUAUCGUCCGCUUCGUGGUCUCGUCCCGAAACCAGUUUUCAGCGGCUCUUUAAUUUUAGCUGCAUUAGUCACCAACGUUUCGCAAGCUUACUUCUUCCCGGAUGCAAAACUAUUCCACUUUAUUAUAGGGGUAAUUAUGUUUGUAUUAGUAAUGUUGUCUUGGGCCUACGAGCACCAAGAUUUAAUUCUUCUGGCCGUCAACAAGUGGUACGACAGAAGAAAUGGUCGUCGAAAGAGUGAAUGACCGUAAACCAAAUUUUUGGGUCGGGAAUUUCCUACUGCAUUGUAUCACAAAAUUCCAUACAAAAAAAAUUACAAAAGCACCACGUGUAUACUUGUCGAAUAGUAAUAAUUAUAUUUAUUUUAUAUAAA
This is a messenger RNA of Belonocnema kinseyi, 2202 nucleotides long. RefSeq names its product protein RFT1 homolog. Gene Ontology annotation, biological process: dolichol-linked oligosaccharide biosynthetic process; glycolipid translocation. The coding region runs from base 407 to 2074 and encodes 555 amino acids. The record is from RefSeq and is a predicted model, not a curated record. Lineage: Eukaryota; Metazoa; Arthropoda; Insecta; Hymenoptera; Cynipidae. The transcript has 7 exons. Gene Ontology annotation, cellular component: endoplasmic reticulum membrane.